Molecule: messenger RNA, 2187 nt
Organism: Colletotrichum higginsianum IMI 349063
Lineage: Eukaryota; Fungi; Ascomycota; Sordariomycetes; Glomerellales; Glomerellaceae
Product: Nulp1-pending protein
Exons: 1
Coding region: 1-2187 (728 amino acids)
Biological process (GO): ribosome-associated ubiquitin-dependent protein catabolic process; rescue of stalled cytosolic ribosome
Cellular component (GO): RQC complex
Source: RefSeq, a predicted model, not a curated record
AUGUCUAGCCGCCAGCUCCGUAAGCUGCAAAAACAGAGGGAGCUAGAGAAGCUUCAAGAGGCCAAAUCGGCCGCAGAGGAGUCCAGCGACGACGAGCCCGAACCUGUACCCAUGAAACCUCGACAGAGUCUAUUCGCAGCGUUAAGUGGUGCUGACGACAACAACGAUGACGAAGAAUCGGACGACGCGCAAGAUGCAGCCCUACCAGAAUCCGAACCUGAGAUAGCGCCUCAGCCUGCGAAGAAGAAGAACAAGAAAAAGAAGAAGGCGAAGAAGGCUGCGAAGCUGGACGAAUCCGCAAAGAACACCGAGGACAAGGAAGAUGAGAUUGAUCGGGCCCUUAAGGAGCUCAGCAUUGCGCGCAAUGCCGGCUCGGCCGCCUCCGACAACCUCGCGCAACGAAGCCGCGACGUCGACGAACUCCUCCAAAUCAACACCCAAUACCUCCGGGCGAUCAACGAGAUGCGCGCUCUGUUUGGAAAGGAUGCCAUUCAGGCUGCUCAAGAGGAAGAACGGGCCGAGCUGGAGGCUGCGCGCCGGGCUCAAAGGGGCCCUAAUCAACACGUCGACCUGGAGACGGCACUUCGAGGGGACCCGCGUAAGAAACUCCCCGAGAUAUCGCUGCGACGCAACGUCUUCAUCCAAGGCAAAGACACGUGGCCACGCGCUACUGCGGCGGGGCUGGUCAUGAAGGAGAUCCGAAAAGGCUCGGAUGGCCUUACCGAGUUUGCUUUCGUGCACGAGCAGACCUACGACAACGUCCAGAUCAUGUUCUUCAGCUGCGUCCAGCUCGGCGACCCCAUGCAGAUGGUUCAGCUUCUGAUGCGCUUCCCCUACCACGUCUCGACCUUGCUCCAGGUUAGCAAGGUCGCCAUCCAGGACCAAAACCAGGCCCUGGCUGCGGACCUUUGCGAGCGAGCACUGUUCACUUUUGGUCGGGCUACGACAUCUGCCUUCAGACAAAAGCUGGAGCAGGGCAAGGCCCGGCUCGACUUCCGCCGCCCGGAAAACCGCGAACUAUGGCUCGCCGGGUACACAUACCUUAAGAGCCUGAUUCGCAAGGGCACUUACAGGACUGCACUGGAGUGGGCGAAGCUGCUCUUCAGCCUGAACCCUAACGAUCCUUACGGGAUGAAGUACUUCAUCCACACACUGGCCAUCCGCGCACGCCAAGCGCAGUGGCUCAUUGAUUUCAUGACCACGCACGAGUUUGUGUCGGACGAGACAGACGACACGUAUCUCAAGCAGACGCUCGUUCUCGCGAAGCUGCAGGUGGGCGACACUGACGGAGCAAAGGUUGCCGCCGUGGCGGGCAUGGAGCGGUUGCCGUGGCUCUACUGUGCCCUCUUUCAGGCGUUGAACGUGGAAGCGCCGCCUCCCUUGUGGGGUGUACGACCUGACACCAACGAGCGCGAGUUCUGGACGAAUCUCUACAUCCACCAAGCCAAGGAUAUCUGGAACAACACGCAGGCCAUUGACCUGCUCAAGGAAGCUGUCAAGAUGGCGCAGAAGCCCAGCCAGGCCCUCCCGGAAGAUAUGCCGGCAGACAAUCGCACAGCCAGGUGGACUUGGUUGGAAGACACUCCAAGUCUGCUAAGCGGCAUUCCAAGAGCGAUGCUCGCGCGGGAACCCAACUACGCUUUUGACCCUCUCCCACCGCCAAAGGAAGAGAACAUCUUUACGAGCCAGGGCGUCCAGAUGCCCUGGCGGCAAGGCGGCGAGCAUGGUGAAGAUGGAAUGUUUGCUCAAGAGCGCGCGCUCAUGAACCUGCUCCGGAGACAGCAAGAGAGAGCCGCGGCGAGAGGUGGGGCGGGAGCAGGAGCCGGGGGUGCCGCGGACAUGGGCGCAAUGGGAGGGGCGGGUGCCAUGGGUGCCAUGAUGGGUGCAUUCCCGGAGGAUGACGACGAAGGAGACGACUUUGGGGACGCGUGGGAGGGCGCAUUCAGCGACGGGGACGAUGAUGGGCUUGAGGGCGACGGACGUCAGCUCCCCUCGGCUGGCGUGGUCCAGCGGCUGGCGGAUAUGCUAGCGUCUAUGAUACCUGGCGGAUGGCCGGCGGAGCCGACUGGCGAGAGCGACGAGCACUCGAACGCGGGAGACGAUGAGAUGCCUAGCCUGGUUGACGCUGACGAGGACAUUGGUGAUGGCGAGGCACGACAGCAGCGUGGCGGGCACCAGCCGCAGUAG